This is a messenger RNA of Tuber aestivum (summer truffle), 2499 nucleotides long. The record is from the annotation of a GenBank genome assembly. Lineage: Eukaryota; Fungi; Ascomycota; Pezizomycetes; Pezizales; Tuberaceae.
ACUUCUCGAAAUCACCACCAUCACCACCAUCACCACUGUUAGUCCUCGCGAAAACAAAAAGAAAAGAGAGAAAUGACAACCGUCCAAUCAAUCUCUUCAUCUUCACAGCUCUCCACCAUAAUCGCCAAAAAUGCCGUCGUAAUCAUAGACUGUGCUUCCCUCCCGCCCCUCUCCCAUCUUCCCCCUUACUCAACCAACUGACAAAAGUCUAGUCACCGCAACCUGGUGCGGCCCCUGCAAAGCCAUAUCCCCAGUCUUCGAAGACCUGGCCACCAAGCAUGCAAAAACUCCCAACCUGGCCUUCGCCAAAUGCGACGUAGACGCCUGCUCGGACAUCUCACGGGAAUACUCAGUUCGCGCGAUGCCGACCUUCGUGGUUCUGCAGCGCGGUAGUGAGGUCGAUCGCAUCAUGGGCGCUGAUCGCGGGGCUUUGACGGCGACUGUGGAGAAGUGGGCUGGCGCCGCCGGUGGCGCUGGAGGGGGGUUUGGAAAGGGGUAUAAGCUGGGGAAUGAUCCGGCGCUUGUAGUUCCGCCACCUGGAGGAGGAGGGGGGCCUUCAGCGGUGGGAGAGGCAGUGAAGUACGUUCUUGAUGGGCGGGUUAUCGAUAGUUUGCCGAUCGGAGCGUGGGCUAGAGGUAUGCUUAGGACUGUUAUUGUCUUUUUGGGGUUGUAUUUUACCUCUUUGUUUUCUGUGAGUAUCAUAAUCUCUCUGUUUCUUUUCUUAGGGAGGCUAAUGUGCAUGGCGCGUUAGUUUGACGCCAUCCCUGCUGCUGAAAACUCCAUGUUUGCGAAUUACGGAAAACCCAGGGAGCAGCAGAAGAAGCGUGCUCCUGGAGGCUUCGGCGGAGCUGGGCGCCCGGGUGGACCUCCACCUCCCCCUGGCCCGCCGGGUUCCGGCUCUGGGAAGAAGCUUGGCACGGUGGAUGGCAUUAGGGGCUCGGGCGGAUGCAGUGAUGGUAGCUGUGGUUAAACAUUGCCCAUCAUAUUGUAUCAUCUCUAGGAAGCUUGUAGGAUGCUAUCGGAUACAUCCGGAUUUCUUGUUCUUUUAGGCCUUUACUUUGCCAGUUGACCCUUGUACUUUUUUUUUUCUUUUUUUUUCACAACGAACCACUUUAUCCUUCUCGUUCACAGAAUACCUUUUUUUUCAAUUGUGAUAUGAUACCAUUUCGCGAUCCAUCGACAUGGACCAAACCUCCCCAAUCCUUUAUUCCUAAAGCUUACCGUAACCACAAUCACAAAUUACCACACCUGCCAAAAACCCAAUCAAUCAAUUCAACCCAACCCGGUAAACCAAUCGGUUCUAAAAAAGUAGAGAAAAAAACCCCCAACCUACCCGCUGAUGGCUCCCGGACAGCCCCGAAAUCGGGCAUCAAGGUUUCCAGAGUUGGAGUUUUCCCGACACACACGACAUGGUACCGGUAUCGGUGGGGGUGUUUGUUGGAUUAGGUGGGCCAUAGUUCUAACGAUGACUGGUAUUGGUCUUUUACGGUAUUCGAUUUGGCCGGACUGGGGGGUCGAUUGAUUUGCGGCGGUGGUCUGGGUGAGCAUUUUGUGGUGUUGCGGGUGUCGGGUUGGUGGUCGGAUUCUGCCAUGAUAUGAACGGCGGGGGGGGGGGGGGGGGGACAUGCUGGAUUUUGGGUAUCGCGCUGCACGGUGCAUUGAUUGGUGCCGCUCAUCGUCACUGCUAGUCUUGCGGUGUCAUGGUAUAAUAAUGGGCUUUAGCUUUAGCCCUUGCUGAGAUACGCUGCGAUAAAUGGGUAAAAGCAAAGUCACGACUUAAAAAACAUCACGCAUGGGUGUAUCCACCCGAUUAACCAUUAAUCAAUCGUUUGAUCGAUUUGAAAAAAAAAAAGAGAAAAAAAGAAAUAGUGUUCAGGAUGAAGCCCGAUAGACAUGACAGGAGAAAAACGGGGUUGAAAAGGGGGAAAACCAAACCCAGCCCAAAAUUGACAAGCAGCAUAGUACAAGGAAGGAAAUAGAGGAAGGAACGAACACCCGCCCCACCGUCGAGAAUUACCGUCCCAUCCGUCAAACUUUGGGAACCAAGUUCUCAUCGUUCGGGAUCGCAAUGGUAGGGGUGGCAUGGUCGAUUGCGGGAGCCUCGGUGCCGCCCAUGGAGGUAUCGCCAUCACCAUCGUUGGUGGUCGUGGGUGCCGGAGCUGAAGACGCAGAUGUUGCUACCGCUUUGACCUUCUUCUUCCCCUUCCCGGGAGUGCUGAUGCCGACGGCACCCUUGGCCUUUUUCAGCUUCUUCCCGGAAACGUCCUUCUUCUUGCCCAGUCCCUUUUUCUUUCCCUUGGGUCCCUUCUUUUUCUCCGGAGCCGGCACCGCCGGCAUCACGAGCUGAACAACUUCCUGGACUUCAGCAGCAGUAGCUGGAGGGACUGGCGGCGCUUCCACAACCGACGCAGGGUCGAUCAAGAUCGCCCCGGCCUCGGUAGCACCUUCGGUAUUCCCUUCGGCGGCGAAGGUCACGGUCUUCCGGUAGCCUGGUCUUCU